CCUCCUCCUCCUCCUCCCGGCGUCGGCGCCGCUUUCUGGAAGCUUCGUGAAAGGCGUGGGAGUGUUCCGUUGCUCCGCGGCCGGCUGGAAUCCGCGUCCAUCCGUCCUUCCCAAGCCCACGCAGACCCAGCCAAGUUUGCCAUGCCCGAGAACGUGGCACCUCGGAGCGGGGCGCCCGCCGGAUCUGCCGGCGGCCACAACAAAACCGCCUAUCAGGACCGUGACAAGCCGGCCCAGAUCCGCUUCAGCAACAUCUCCGCGGCCAAAGCUGUUGCUGAUGCUAUUAGAACAAGCCUCGGACCAAAAGGAAUGGAUAAAAUGGUAAAAGACCAAAUAAUUCAUUACUUAUUGAGUACUAUGUCCACACUGCAGAAUCUCAAUAGGGGGUUAAGAUGUCUGGUGGAGCUGUCUAAGGCACAAGAUAUAGAAGCAGGAGAUGGUACCACAUCAGUGGUCAUCAUUGCUGGCUCUCUCUUAGAUUCCUGUACCAAGCUUCUUCAGAAAGGGAUUCAUCCAACCAUCAUUUCUGAGUCAUUCCAGAAGGCUUUGGAAAAGGGUAUAGAAGUCUUGACUGACAUGUCUCGACCUGUGGAACUGAGUGACAGAGAAACUUUAUUAAAUAGUGCCACCACUUCACUGAACUCAAAGGUUGUCUCUCAGUAUUCAAGUCUGCUUUCUCCAAUGAGUGUAAAUGCAGUGAUGAAAGUGAUUGACCCAGCCACCGCUACUGGUGUAGAUCUUAGAGACAUUAAAAUCGUUAAGAAACUUGGUGGGACAAUUGAUGACUGUGAGCUGGUCGAAGGGCUGGUACUUACUCAAAAGGUGGCAAAUUCUGGCAUAACCAGAGUUGAAAAGGCUAAGAUUGGGCUUAUCCAGUUUUGCUUAUCUGCUCCCAAAACAGAUAUGGAUAAUCAAAUAGUAGUUUCUGACUAUGUCCAGAUGGACCGUGUGCUGCGGGAGGAGAGAGCCUAUAUUCUCAAUUUAGUGAAGCAAAUUAAAAAAACAGGAUGUAAUGUCCUUCUCAUACAGAAGUCUAUUCUGAGAGAUGCUCUUAGUGAUCUUGCAUUACAUUUCCUAAACAAAAUGAAGAUUAUGGUGGUUAAGGAUAUUGAAAGAGAAGACAUCGAAUUCAUUUGUAAGACAAUUGGAACCAAGCCAGUUGCUCAUAUUGACCAAUUCACUGCUGACAUGCUGGGAUCAGCUGAGUUAGCUGAGGAGGUCAAUUUAAAUGGUUCUGGCAAACUGCUUAAGAUUACAGGGUGUACAAGCCCUGGAAAAACAGUUACAAUUGUUGUUCGGGGAUCUAACAAAUUGGUGAUUGAAGAAGCUGAGCGCUCCAUUCAUGAUGCCCUAUGUGUUAUUCGCUGUUUAGUGAAGAAGAGAGCUCUUAUUGCAGGAGGUGGUGCUCCAGAGAUAGAAUUGGCCCUACGGUUAACUGAAUAUUCACGAACAUUGAGUGGCAUGGAAUCCUACUGCAUUCGUGCUUUUGCAGAUGCUAUGGAAGUCAUUCCAUCUACACUAGCUGAAAAUGCAGGCCUGAAUCCUAUUUCUACAGUAACAGAACUAAGAAACCGGCAUGCCCAAGGAGAAAAAACUACCGGCAUUAAUGUCCGAAAGGGUGGUAUUUCCAAUAUUUUGGAGGAACUGGUUGUCCAGCCUUUGUUGGUUUCAGUCAGUGCACUGACUCUAGCAACUGAAACUGUCCGGAGCAUUCUGAAAAUUGAUGAUGUGGUAAACACUCGGUAAUUGGAUAAACACUGGCCAACUGGCACCACUGUGGCCACUAACAGUGCAUCUGAAGUGGAAGAUCACCUUGGUGUUCCUUGCUGUUUGGAAGAUUGUUUCCUUUGUGAAUUCCUAGGCCUGCUCUUCAGUUGGCACUUGCUUGAAAUUGUAUUGACAAAACUUAAUUAAAAUAUUAAAUGUUUGGUUUCAAAAAGCAGAUUAAUUUAUUGGGCCUUCUCCCCCAACAUUCUGUUACUUCUGAUAUUCUUGAAAAAUCUAUGUAAGAAGAGAAAAAAAUGAGUUCA
Leptonychotes weddellii (Weddell seal) is the source of this 2030-nucleotide messenger RNA. Lineage: Eukaryota; Metazoa; Chordata; Mammalia; Carnivora; Phocidae. The record is from RefSeq and is a predicted model, not a curated record.